UACUUUCAAAAUAAAAUUGGUAAACCCAAUCUCCAAUCUAUACUCUUCAAAGUUAAUUCCAUAGGUUUAGCAACAAUGAAACUUCGACCUUUAAACAAGAUUUGGCCAGGUGAUAACAUGGAGCGUAUGCUAGUAUCCGCUUGUCUUGGACUUAUUCCAGGAGCUUACUAUAUUCUCAUUAUAAAAGUGCUGCCGGAGUUGCUGGACUACGGCUCUGCCGGCUACAUAUUCCUCCAGCUGCUGGGCAUGUUCCUCUUCUCAAACCUGAUGUCCAACUUCAUUAUGUGCGUGCUGGUGGAUCCCUCCAUUGACCCGAGUACAAUGGGGUCGCCACUGGAGCGGGAAAAGCAGCCUAGGGAGUGGCACGAGUGUAAGAAGUGCGAUAUCUGGGCUCCACCGCGAUCCCAUCAUUGCAAAAUCUGCGACGUUUGUGUUCUAAAGCGAGAUCAUCACUGCAACUUCACCGGUUGCUGCGUUGGCCAUGCAAACUAUAGAUACUUUUUCUACUUUGUCAUCUAUAUGCUGAUCUCCUCACUAGUGGCUUUUAUAGCAAGUCUCGUGUUUGUUUAUUUUCUUCGCGGAGGCAGCUACAAGUUUGUUCUGUUACCCUUUGCCAAUGGGUUAUAUGAUGUUCGCGAGGUUUUUAAUGAAAAAGGGGAAUUGAAUGUGAAGGAGUUACUCAAAAGUGUGAUACCCAGCCAAUUUGAGAUGGUGUUUGCUGUGCUUUUUGGUUUGAAUUGGGUAGUCCUUUUCUCAACUAUAUGUUUUUUGUAUCAACGUUGGCCCAUUCUGAUAAGCGGUGUGACUUGGUACGAAUUGAGAACAAAGAACUUCAACUAUGAUCGUGGUCUGCGCUUGAACUUGCAGAUGAUUUUCGGCAGCCGAAUGAGCUUGUCUUGGAUUUCUCCAUUUAUUUCAAGCCCGUUGCCGCAUGAUGGCAUCCAUUGGAUGUCAGAAGAUAAAGAUGCUGGCGAUGGCAACUAAUCUAAUAUGAUGUAUUACAAACAACACGAAAGAAUUCGUAUUAAAAUUCGGAUAUUUAAAAAUUGUCUUUAUUAUUAAAAAAG
Molecule: messenger RNA, 1067 nt
Organism: Drosophila kikkawai
Lineage: Eukaryota; Metazoa; Arthropoda; Insecta; Diptera; Drosophilidae
Product: probable palmitoyltransferase ZDHHC24
Molecular function (GO): palmitoyltransferase activity
Source: RefSeq, a predicted model, not a curated record